AAAAGUAAAGGGAGGAUGGGUGAUGAUGAUGCUGAGGGCGUUUCCUACCUGAGAGAGAGAGAGAGUGAGAGAGAGAGAGAGAGAGCUUGUUUUCCACACAGUUGUGUUUGUGGUGAGGACGGAGAGGCAGCAGGACAGCUUUUCAUUGCUUUAUAUAAACUUUCGGGACAAGGACAAACCCAAGGGUCCAUCAUGCCUUCAGAAAAACACAGCAGCAGUAAGAGGACCCACCACCGGUCCUCCCGCCACACCUUCUCGGUCCCCUACCCGGACGAGCACAUGCUGCACUACUACCGCUGGACGUCGCCUCCGGGCGUGAUGAAGAUCAUGUGCAUCAUCAUCAUCAUCAUGUGUGUGGCGUUGUUCGUUUGCGUGGCGUCCACUCUAGCAUGGGACUACGACAUGGAAGCCAUGGGCAUGGGUGGGCUGGGGAUGGGCAUGGGCUACGGCUAUGGAGGCGGUGCCUAUGGAGGCGGUGCGGGGGGCUCGUAUGGCAGUGGGGUUGGAGGCUAUGGUGGCAGCUACGGGGGAUACGGAGGGGGCUACUACAUGGAUCCUUUGACCGGUAAGGGCUUCAUCAUCGGCAUCGCGGCUGUCACCUUCAUAGCCGUGCUGGUCAUUUUCAUCCUGGUGGUGUCGAGGCAGAACGCGGCCCGUUCACACAAGUUCUACCUGGCCAGCAUCAUCAUCUGUGCCAUCCUGGCCGUGCUCAUGCUCAUCGCUAGCGUGGUCUACCUGGUGGCUGUCAACCCCACGGCCCAGUCCUCCGGCUCCAUGAUGUACAACAUGAUCUGGCAGCUCUGCGCCCAGUACCAGAACCAACCCCAGGCGUCCGGCAUCUUCAUCAACCAGUACAUGUACCACUACUGUGUGGUGGAACCUCAGGAGGCCAUUGCCAUCGUUUUGGGGUUCCUGUUGGCGGUGGCGCUGAUCAUUCUGUUGGUGUUUUCCGUGAAGACCCGCCAGGAGAUGAGACGCUACGGCAGACACCGCGUGUACUGGGAGGAGCCUAAACUUUUCAAUGACACUUUUUCUCAUGGUGUGGAAAAAUGGGUGACUAACGUGUCUGGGGAGCCAGAGGCUUUGGUGAACGACUACAAUGACCAGGUCGGUGCAUCACGGAGCUAUCUCGACCAAAGCCCAGAUUUUCAGAAACCAAUCUAUCUUCCCGGCGGCUCCGACCUGACCAGCGUGCUGAGCGUAACGAAGAGUAAACUGAGAGACUACGAUACAGGAGUGGAAUCAGCUGAUGAUCUGGACGAAACUGACUAUGACGAUGAGUUCCCUCCCAUCGCUAACGAUGUUGUGAGGCAGGAAUAUAAGCGGCAUUUUGACAGGGACCACAUGGAGUACAAGCGGCUGCAGGCUGAACUGGACGACAUCAACAUUGGCCUUGCUGAGGUGGACCGAGAGCUGGACCGGCUGCAGGAGGGAAGCCCACAGUUCUUGGAUGCCAUGGAGCAGUAUAACAGACUGAAGAACCUGAAGAGGUCAGCAGAAUACCAAAUGAAGAAGAAGAGAUGCAAACAGCUGAAAGCUAAGCUGUCCCACAUCAAGCGGAGGGUCAGCGAUUAUGACCGCAGACCGUGAGAAGCUCCGUCUUGUCAUUUUCUCGCCCAGCCUGCUCCACACUCCUGCUCGUUUGGACGUCACCUUCUCUGUUGAUUUCAACACGUUGCCUUUGAGCCGCUACGAACCUGAUACAAAGUGCUUUUUUUUAAUCUGUUUUUAUUUUCUUUUUUGUAUUAGACUCUUAACGUAACUUUUAUUCUCUUCUUUUUUGAAUAGUUCUUAUUCCUUAUUCCAGGUACAGUAGCCGUUUUUUGGUGUACAGCUUCAGCCACAGUUGGGGUCAAUGUUUGGCUCACAGUUGGCUAAAAAGCGUCAUUUGUUUUGAAGUUGACUGUACACAACAGAAUUGCACUGCUGUUUUUUUAGAACAUGUAUGCCUCCUCUGUGUUGACAUGGCUGAAGUUACAACACUCCUGCACUCCCACACCCAUAUUUCCAUAUUUAUUGAGCAGCACAAAAGGGAAAAACCUCUGAUCUGUGAACAGCCCUCACUUCUUUUCACAUAACUGUGUUCUUUAGAAUAUAAAACAGACCAAAACUGAUCUGAGAUCAGCACACUGACUCUGAGAAGUAUAAAUAUGGGCUCACUUUCGAGCCAGGAUCAGUAGCACUCACUGUUACAAGGCGGCUGUAGCUUUAGAAACAGAGUAUUGUUAGUCAUUGUAGUGAAUUUAGAUUGAAAUAUUAAAAAACAGAUCAUGAGAGAACUAGAAAAAAACAUGGACAAAUACAUACUUCAAGAAAUAAGUUGGGCGAGGAAAAGUGAUUGCAGUUUUCCCCAUUACCCAAAAUGUACACAGUCAGCCAAGACGCAUUUGGGGUCUAAAGGAGCCACAAUGCUAAUGUAGCUAAGAAGAAAUGGAAGCUAAUGUCUCACCACUUAGCAUAAUUAGCAUAGUUAGCAUAACGUAAACUGGAUGCCUAAACCUCACUCCAAGUUGUUCUCCUUGUUCUGCUCUCCAACGCAAGCCCUCGUCUUUUCUCCUCUUGGGAAUCCACGGCGCCAUCUUAAGGGCUGUUCUAUUACUUUAUUAGUUCAAAUGUUCAUUAAAAAAGUUCAUUAUUUCCUUUUCAAACCCAAAAAUUGGCUUACAAAGAUGACAAGCAGGAACUCAGGGACUUUUCAGACUUGCUUCCCACCUCAAAGCGUUUACUGUUUGAGAUAAAAAAAAAUGGACGCUCACAGUAAACUAGCCCUCAUUUGGCUGCUGUGGGUGUAUUAAAAGCUCUUAAACAGUCUUUGAAAGAGUGGUUUGGUCAAUGCUUCAUUUAUUUAAAAAGCGGACGUAGGCUGUGGCGAUUUAUUUGUUAAUAUAGCACCAAAAGUGCACAGUUUGGUAAAAAUCCUGUACAGAAUGACCUUAUAAUUGUCCAAGUAGGCCUCAGUGUUUAGCAGUACACAAUUAGCAUAUCAGGCACAAGCAUCACCUCAAAAGGCCUAAAAAGCUAAAAACAAUGCGCUAUUCCUUCUUGUUCUGUCUGCUCUGCCAUGUUGAAACAACGUCAUGGAACUGCAGCUUAGGGAUGUCAGAGCAUUUUGUGGGGAAAUUCCAACUUUCAGAGUGGGAAUUACGAACUGGAGGGAUCUUCAAAUGGAUUUUUUCCUUCUCAAUUGGUCAUGAGUAUUGGCCAAACGCAUAACUUUACAUUUUCUGUGUUCACACAAAGUUUAAAGUAGCCAGCUACUCCAUUUGUUAUCAUUUACUGCUAAUACAACUUCUUUACUCUGCUAGCUUGCUAGUUAGCAAGCUAAAGGCUACACAGCUAGCAACAAUAAAAAAUAGAGGUUUCUACAUCAAAGCGUUUGGCCAGACAAAGAAACUAUCAACCAAAUUUAAAUGCCAUAGAAAAGCUUUUGCACUACAGAGUUAGCAUGGCUAGCUGAUUCUCAGACUGAAGCUAACCUAGCUGAGGGCGUUCCUCACAGUCAUCUCCUCACUGUCCACUCCUCCCUUUAUACUGUGAGCGGCCACUUCUGUAACAUAGCGAGGCCAAGUUGGCGAGAACUUGUUAAAAAUACGGUCUCAGACUUGAUUUUGCUGUUUCUGAGAUACUGUCUACCAAAAGUGGACAAAAGUACAGCGUGCAGAUAAAAACAACCAUCGCAGUCAUCUUGAGUUCUGAAUUUUUGUGUGAAUUAACUUUUUCACUGGACUUAUUUCUUUAAGUGGUCACUAAUCUUACCCAGACUUUAACCUAAGAAAUCGCAGCACUUUAGAACUGUGACCGGUACACCGGCAAACUCUUCGGAUCACAAACCAUCUGGAAAAAGUAAUUGUGAAGUUUGUUUUGGGGGUCUGAGAGUGAAAUAAGUAAAUGAACAUGUAAAGAUUUUAAUUUAGUUUCUUUUUAUUAUUAUUAUUUUUAUUUUAUAACUUUGUACAUUUGUGAUUUCUGUUGUUUAGCAGUAACUUGUCAGAUUAUUAAGCUAUUACCUUUUCCUACAACACGGUUCUGUCGUAUCUGAAUGAUCGUGAUUUCGUGUCAUUCAUUUUAGCUCAAGCUUGUGACGUUCCAGGUUUGUCUUGUGCCUCUUUUUGUGUCUCAUAAUCCAACAUGUACAGAGCCCCUAAAGUGACAUCGUGAUUAGGCGCGGCCACGAAUUAACAUGUUGAGGCCACGAAUUAAUACUUUUCAUCGUUCAGAUGCAGAUGAUGGACCCUCACAUAGGAUUUAGCCAUAUCCUGAUCGAAGUGAAACUCUGUACGAAGUGUAUUGUGUUCUCUUUUUUGUGUGUAUGUUCGAGGUCUUUUGUAUUUUUACUGUCUUUAAUAAAGGAGACGAAAGUGUGACGCGAUGCAAUCAAAUAAAUAAACGGAUCAAAAAUCGGAA
Molecule: messenger RNA, 4404 nt
Organism: Colossoma macropomum (tambaqui)
Lineage: Eukaryota; Metazoa; Chordata; Actinopteri; Characiformes; Serrasalmidae
Gene: oclnb
Product: occludin b
Exons: 9
Coding region: 16-1590 (524 amino acids)
Biological process (GO): bicellular tight junction assembly
Cellular component (GO): cytoplasmic vesicle; bicellular tight junction; apical plasma membrane
Source: RefSeq, a predicted model, not a curated record